GCGGGACCCCGCGAGCCGCACACGCCGCGCGCCGGCUGGAGCCUUCUCCGCUCCCGGGGAGGGGCAGCCCGGGGCCACCGACCCUGCCCCGGCAGAGCCCACCUGGCGGGCCGGGCCCCUGGCGAGGGUGGUGCAGUGAGUCGGGGGGGCCGCUUAACGUCUUGCUUCUGGGGCUCUGCCAAGUGCCUCCCCCGCCGCCGGGCAGAGGGAGACAAAAGCCCUUUGUGAGCCGGGCUGGGGGCGGAUGGAGGCGCCCGCCGUCCCUGCGCGGAAAGGACCUGGCUCCUGCCGCCGCCAAGUGGCUUUGCGCUGGGCUCGGGGGUCCCUACGCUCCCCCUGACAUGCGGCGCCGCACGCUGCCCCUGCCCUGCCUCCUACCUGCGAAGGGUGCGCCCCUCCUCCUGCUUCGCCUCCUCCCCCGCAGCCGCCCGAGCCCCCGGCGGCGCUGAGAGCGAGCGAGCCGCUCAGCCGAGACUUGGCCGCCAGGACAGGGAGAGGUGCCGUCUGCUUCGCAUUAUGUGGAUCUCGCUCCUGGCUUUUCUUACUGCUGGAAUCGUCUCUCUGCAGAAAUGCCAACGAGGGCCUGGCCCCAUGCUGCGGGCAGCCCGUGUGCUCGCAGCUGUGCCGGGGCUGUGCCAGCGCCCGGAAAACAGAUGUGCCACUUCAAAUGCACUAACGUGCACAAUGUGUCUUGCCCUGGGCCCAGAGUGUGGAUGGUGUUCUCAAGAGGAUUUCAUGGCAGGAGCAACACAGAAGGGACGAUGUGACAUGGUUUUUAAUUUAAUAAAAAAAGGCUGCCAAACAGAAUUUAUAGAAAAUCCCACGAUUCGUGUAACAAUACCCAGCGACCACAAGGCAAAUACACAAGUAACACCGGGAGAGGUUUCAAUCCAACUGCGUCCAGGAGGUAAAGCAAGCUUUAUGUUAAAAGUCCAUCCUCUAGAGAAGUAUCCGGUGGACCUUUAUUAUUUAGUUGAUGUCUCAGCUUCUAUGCACAACAACAUAGAAAAAUUAAAUUCUGUUGGAUUUGAUUUAUCUAAAAAGAUGGCAAAUAUUUCCCUUGAUUUUCGACUUGGUUUUGGAUCAUAUGUGGACAAGACUGUGUCACCCUACAUUAGCAUUCACCCAGAAAGAAUCCACAACCAGUGCAGUGAUUAUAAUCUAGAUUGUAUGCCACCUCAUGGCUACAUUCAUGUGCUGUCCCUGACUGACAACAUAGCAGAGUUCAAAAAUGCAGUGAAUAAACAAAAGAUCUCUGGGAAUAUUGAUACACCUGAAGGGGGGUUUGAUGCUAUGCUUCAGGCAGCUGUGUGCCAGAGCCAUAUUGGUUGGCGCAAAGAAGCAAAGCGAUUACUUCUUGUGAUGACAGAUCAGACCUCUCAUCUGGCCCUUGAUAGUAAAUUGGCCGGGAUAGUAAUUCCCAAUGAUGGAAAUUGCCAUCUGAAAGAUAACGUGUACAUCAAAGCUACAAGUAUGGAACAUCCAUCACUUGGGCAACUUUCUGAAAAACUGAUAGACAACAACAUCAAUGUUAUUUUUGCAGUUCAAGGAAACCAGUUUAAUUGGUAUAAGGAUCUUUUGCCUCUGUUGCCUGGUACUGUCGCAAGACAAAUAGAAUCGCAAGCAGCUAAUCUGAAUGAUUUGGUGGUAGACGCCUAUCAGAAACUAAUCUCUGAAGUGAAAAUUCAGGUGGAUAACCAGAUCCAAGAUCUACACUUUAACAUAACUGCACUCUGCCCUGAUGGAAGUAGAAAAACAGGCAUGGAAGGAUGCAAAAAUGUGGCCUAUAAUGAAGAAGUGCUUUUUAAUGUAUCAGUUUCAAUGAAAGGAUGUGGUACAACUGGAGGAAGAAAAUAUGUGAUAAUCAAACCUAUUGGUUUCAAUGAAACCACCAUAAUUAAUAUAUAUAAAAACUGUGCCUGUCAGUGUGAGGACAGUGCAAGGCACAAAAGAAUAUGUGUCGAUGAAACUUUUAUCGAUGGUGAAAGCACCCAUUGCGAAGACACUAACUGUACUUCCAGUGAAGAUACAUUUCCUUUUGAGAGAUGUAAGUUGCACCCGGACCAGCCCAUCUGCAGUGGUCAAGGAGACUGCAUAGGUGGAAGAUGUCUCUGUCACAAAACCAGGCUGGGCAAAGUGUAUGGCAAAUACUGUGAAAUGGAUGACUUUUCUUGCCCAUAUUACCGUGGAAACCUGUGUGCUGGCAAUGGUGAAUGUGAAGCUGGUAAAUGUAAAUGCUUUCGCGGCUGGGAAGGUGACCGCUGUCAGUGUUCACUAUUGACAGCAAAACACUGCAUGAAUUCCAAAGGCCAGAUUUGCAGUGGAAGAGGAGCAUGUGUAUGUGGAAAAUGCGAGUGUACUGAUCCAAGGAGUUUUGGCCGGUUUUGUGAAUAUUGCCCUACUUGUAACAAUGUCUGUGAUGAAAACAGGAAUUGUGUUCAGUGCCAUUAUUCUAACAAUGCAUCACAAACUACACCUGACCAGUGCAAAACCUCAUGUGCUUAUAUGGUGCAUUAUAUUGAUCCAGCAUCAGAAUGUUUCUCUGACCCAAACUACUUUAGAAUCUUUUUCAUAAUCUUUAUCGUUACAUUUCUGAUUGGAUUGCUUACUGUACUUAUCAUCAGGCAGAUAAUUCUACAGUGGAAUAGCAAUAAAGUUAAAUCUUCCUCAGAUUACAGAGCAUCUGCAACAAAGAAGGAUAAGAUGUUUUUGCCUACUGUUUGUACGAGAACAGUAACAUACAGACGUGACAAACCAGAAGAUAUAAAUAUCGACAUCAGCAAGUUACGAUUAAAUGAAACUUUCAAGUGCGAGUUCUGAAGACCAUUUUCUGAAAAUCUCUAUUUCCAUCAUUUUUUAAAAAGCUAUCUUAUUUUUACUGUGUAAGAGUCUUGAUUGAUGCUAUUUGUUUUUGUGGCAUGCAUUUGUUGAAUACUGUAACAAACCAACAUGUGAGCAUAGUCACAUAAUGUGACUACGUUUGAAGUUAUGGCUGCUGUAUUUUAUGAAAGAGAAAUGUGCAUUACUACUGUUCAAGACCAUUAGUGUUGGUGUAGCACUUUAAUGUAAAAUAAUUUAUUUAGUUAUGGCAUAGAAUGUAGAUAUGAACAUGGGGGGACAAAGCACUGAUCUCACUUUACAUGUAGCUAGUAUUGAUGUGCGCUGUGGGAAUGGGCAAAACUGUGAUUAAAAUAUUAACAUUCCUAUACAUUAUGGUAAUAGAUGGAGCUAUUGGAGUACUUGUACAUGUAGAAACGAUACUUCUUAAAACUUUUAUGGUUUUCCUUUCAAAGUUCCACUGAUCUUGUCUGCUUUGACAUCAGUUUAUCUUCUUAUAGUUACUUAUAAAAAAAUAACUGGAUUAAUGAGUGCUUAGUUACUACUGGUAUUUUUUAAAAUCUACAGAUUAUAAUGUCACUUAAACAGGAUUUAUUCUUCUUAUGUGAUAAAGUGUAUACAUUUUAGUAUUCCCUUUGUUCCAAAAUAGAGACUUUUAUAUAUAUUUUAAGAUAUGUGAGAACUGAGUCAAUAUAAAAAGGGGAAGGGGGGAGAGAGUUAUUCUAGUGUGGUUUUGUUUUUUUGUUUUAGCUGACUGGAAUACGCUACAUAAUAAUUAAACACACUGGCUAAAUUCUGCUCUGGGGUUGGCAAGAGGAACUGCAUUGAAGUCAGUUGAAUUACACCAGGGCUGUAUUUGGUCUGCUAGCUACAUUUCAGUGUUUUGCCAAAUAAGGAUUCUCUUCUUGUUAAAUAUCUGAUAUGCCUGAUUUUUCCACAUCUGCUACUUUUUAGCUGAGAGAAUCAGUUUGCAUGAAUCCUUUAUUUAACCACCUAAAUUGUUGUUGUAGUGCACUGAGAUAUGUAUCCAGUAGGAUGUGAAGGUGUCAAAAGAAAAAGAAUACAGAAAAGAGGAGAGAAUUUUUCCCAUGAGAACUAGUUGAAUUGACCAAUGUAGAUUCAAAUUCUGCCUUCAGAAGUCAUCAAGAUCCUUCCUAGAUUCAAUGGGACCAAUAUGGAUGCAUCUGAGGGCAGAAUUUGUACCACAGAAUAAACUGUGCAAAGCUACUCUGCUUCUCCAUAAAACAAACUCUGCAACAGUGGAGGCUGUUGUCUUGUUGCUAUAUGCCAUAUAAAGUGCACAGCUAGUAGUCAGACUGGCUUGUUUUACAUUGUCAUAAAGUUAGGAAGUCCUGGUAACCUCUUUGAAAUAUGCACUAAAAAUAGUUGGCAAAAAAUUAUCUGAGAUGACAUAUGUUAUCAGUGCUAAAUACUGAUACUCAAUACUAAUCUGUGCCUGUUGCAGAGAGUAUUUGCUUCACUGAAACAAAGGGGUCUUUAUUAAAAAAAAAAGCAGAAUAGACACAUGGUUGAGAUACUUAUAAGAAAUGAGAAAAAUGAAUUCUCCCAAUUCUGCAUUCCUUCUGUACAAGUCCCACUGAAAUCUGGGAACGAUGUGCAUGUGAAAGGAAUGCAGGAUUUGGAACUGAUAAUCAGCUUUAUGGGUUGUGUUUCACAGACUGCAUUCCCUAAUACACUGAUCAAAUGGAGGUUUGAAAAAAAAUCCUACAAAGACAAUGGCUCAAAAUUUCCAUUGUCAUUGUUCUAACAGCUCUAGAUAUCAGUGGUAGUCACUACAUACUUCCCCUAAUAAGCCACCUUUUAAACUCCUCUAUUAAGUAUUUCUAUGUCACACAUCACAGUGGUAUCUGAACUUCAUUUCAGACAGCUUAAAAAGUCUUCCUUGAAAUUGGAAUACAUUACACUGAUUUUAUUUGUGUUCGUGAUAGCCUUCAUUUUUAUUUGUUAAUUAUAGAUUAUUGAAAAGUAAACUACAGUGAAUCAUUUCAACUUUAUACUAUAUUUAACGUGAAUUAUUUUUCUUUAUACUGCACAGUGUGGGACUCAGUCCUCCUCCCGUGGAAGUUAACGGGAUGAUUACCAUUGACUUUACUGGGAACAGAAUAAAGGCUCAUGUGAAAUAAACAUAUUUAAUAUUGCUCUGGUCACAACUUGCUAAAGAGAGGAGGAAACAGGGUACUGUCUGGAUAUCAGUAACUGUUUAUUUAAUUGAAAGAUUUCAUGUGCUUCACAAAAGAUAUGAACCUAUUCUUUAAAUAAUGGAAUAUGAUUUUUAACCUAAUUCUCUUGGAAUGAAAUAUAAUAGCCCUUAAGACAACAUAUAGCUAAGUGAUAUAAUUGGUAAAAAUAACUUAUAACUGUUUAAAAUAACUUCUCUUCAUUGUUCACAAGUCUCAAAUUAUGGAACAGAAAUGGAGUUGGGGACUUCAUAUACAGGAGAGAAAGGGGUCUUUAUGGUAACAUCUCCCCCUACCUCCAAAAUACCUCCUAUCGCUGUUUCUCUCCUUCGGUUGCACUUUGUUGGAACUCCAGCUCUACUCCAGUGGGGGCAUGGCCAGCAUGUUGCCAUCAGAACAGCUGCUCAAUGCAUUAUGUUCCACUGUCAGUGAACUUUGCAACAGAAAUGUCAUUGUAAGCUGCUGCUGUCCUGAGUAGUUGUAACUCCCCCUUCCACUGUGUUAAUGUACCAUGGAGGAGGUUACGAGUGGGCUAUUGACAAAGAAUUAGCUGCUAGCAAUGCAGAAGGCCAAGAGCUAAUCUUUAGAAGGCCUGUGGGGAGGUCAGACAGAACAAGAUCCUCAAGACGGUGCCUGAUUCUAAUGGAUGGCUGCCAUGCAUGAGAAACUGUAGCCUUGCCUGCUAGCUUUCCCCUCAGCCAUUGGCCCUGCUUUUCAGAAGGGAUGGUGCAGAGGAGGAAUGACCCAACAAAAGCCUCACAGUGGUGGAGAUCUGUGCUCCCAUUUGCACAUAACCUUAAAUGAGAAAGCACUUAGCCCAUAAUUCACAAGAAAUUUGAUCAGCACUUACGGUACUGUGGCUGUGCUUUGUGUAGCAGUUAGUGUGUGAGCUAUUGUAAACAAGUUCGUUCUACAUAGUUCAUAUCACAAUUUCUUCUCUCUCUAUUGUGCCUCUAAGGUGUUCCCUCCAAACAAAAAAUAUAACAUUUGGCCUCAACCAAAGUCACUACAGGCUUAUGGGAGAAAGUUAAGCCCACUGAAAAAUGAAUCAUAUUUCAAAUAAUUUGACAGUAGGCCAGCUCCAAAAUAUGGAACACUUCAUUUAAGAAAUACACACAGGUACUAUAUUUGUAUGGUUAACUGGUCAUUUGGGGAUCUUUUUAUUUUAUUUGUUUUACUUUAUGCCCCAUAAGCACAAUAUUUACAUGAGCAUCUGCAGAAAAAUUGUUAUUCCUUGUUUAAACAUCUCUAUGAAUGGUUUAAUUAUUCUAGUUCUUAAACUAGAUACUUGAGCAUAGAGAGAGCUGAAUCCUAUUAAUCUCUAACUACUCGUUCAUGUGUAUUUUAGAAAGGAGAGAUGCUUAUGCAUUAAAAAUGUGCACAUUACUUCUGAAUUUAAAAAAAAGCAUUCAUAGAAUUACAGUGACUCAGUGUCAAUUACUUCCAAGCUCUAUGAAUACAUUUAUUACAGUGUCACAAAUGAGUAUGGGGAAAUGGUUUGUUCAUUCAGAAAAUGUGCACAUGAUGUAUGUGGAAUUUUCAUUGUUCCAGAUUGAAAUAUUCACAAGCGGUGUUUAAUGGAGACCUUAAAAAGAAACCGCAUUUGUCUAGCCAUACUUUACAUGUUAUCAGUUAUUUGAAUUAUAUUAAUUUUUUUAGGUGUCAUGGCUCAAAAAUCUCCUAUGCAAAGUAUGGUUUUGUAUUAGAAGAAAUAAUUUGCUGUACAUGGUAAAAUAUUAUGAUACCCUUGCUUUCUCAAGUCACACUGGGGAAUUAGUUCUUUUUUCCCAUACGUGUGUGAUUGUGACUGUGUUGUUAACUAUGGCAGUGAACCUGUGAAACUUACUUUCAGGCAACACCAACUCUUCCAACUAGCCACGUUGGGUUUUAUGAUGCCCUUUAAGGCAGAGCUCAGGGUUGAGGGACGUGCAGAAAUGUACUGCCUUAGCUGGGGCUUGAUGAGGCGCAGUGUCUAAAGCAGGCAGAAUUCAUCCAAGAGCUUUGGGGAGCGAGGUUUGAGUGCAGUCCUUGAAGAGAGUGCAGUAUCCAUCCUCUGUGCCCAACCUGUUCUGCUAGCCAGUGCAGGAAACCAUGUCCCUUCCCAGAUACUUUGAAGAGGUUAGACUGGCAGAGGCACUCACAAGGUAUUCCUUGUGCAUAGUAGAGUGUAAGGGCCAUUUUGUGUCCAGCCCCUGCAUAGAUGAGAAGGCUGCACUCUCUGUACCUAACCCUGUUCCCUGAUGUAAACACAAAGGACAAUGUUGGCGACUGACUAAGAUGGAUGACUUGAGGUAGGGUUGUAGGACUGGACCUAUGAGCCUCAACUGAAUCCCAUUGAAGUCAGUGGGAAUUUUUUCAUUGACGUCGGUGGGCUUUGGAGCAGGCCCUAAGUAAGCAGCACAAUUCACAGUUAGAAAAAUGCACAUCUGAAAGAUACAUCCGCUUUGAUUUUUAGUUGGCAGUGCCAAGGUGUGGAGCAAGAAAUUUUAUUGAUUCACUGCACUAUAUUUAUCGGUCAAUCAAUGCUGAAUGAUACAAACUGUCCAAUCAAAUUAGAAAUGAAAUGUAUCCAUAGCGUUUAUGCCAGGCAUUUAAAAUAUAAAAAUAAGAUUUACAUAGUAAACAAUAAUGAAGCAGUAGUUAGGAAGAAUGUUACUGUUUUUAGCUAUUGCUCUAUACCCAGAACUCUGAUGGAAGUCAAGGGAAAUUUGAGUGUCCUGUACAUUGAUGUCAGCAAUAAGUUAAAAUUACCUAGCAAAAAUAAUUUGUAUAUAAUGGGACAAAUCAGUGCAGUUGCACAGAGUGCAAGCUAGCUUAGAAUUAGAGCCCAGUAUAUUUUCAUGUUGUUCAAGAUGAUUCUUUCUGAAAAUAAAUGUCCAGGAAGUUAUUUUGCUUUAGAAAUUCCUCUUCAGCUACCAUUUCCUCUUUCCUUUAUUUUUCUGUUGCACACUCUUGAAACAAGGUACGUAGCUAGGAAAAAAUGAGUAAAAUGUCUGGCAUGUGUUGAUGUGAGUUGAAAUCCUGUCCCCUUUCAAGCCAAUGGGAGUUUUCAUUGGGGCCACAGCUUCACCUCAGCUACCUUCCUUUCUUUCCUGUUUGCAAACACAUUAGUUUUAGACACAUUCACUGUGCUGAGAUCUAUUUCACACUUACUACUACUGUUUUCAAAAAAUAAAACUACUUUAAAGUGUCUCAUUUAGCAAAGUAGUGAUAAAAUUACUAAUACAAUAUGGGGGUUAUCUUCAUGUUUAAUGUGCUGCCUUUCGUUAAAAAAAAGAUGUGGAUAUAUAAUGAUUCUUUAGAUUUAAAAAGUUUGAUACAUAGAACAUUUUAGGAAGGGAAGCAGGUUUUUAAUAGAUUUGUAACUCUUAUUGUUCAUUUCCAGCUUGAAAUGACAUUUUUUAAACAAAUCACUACUUAAAUGUGUCUGAAAAUGUUCUGACUAUUUUGUUUAAAAUAAUAUACUUUGUAACUGGUUAUUCAUUUCAGUUGACUACUAACUUCUAUUUUGAUUAUAUUUAUUAAUGAAUUGACAUUGUAGUGUACUGCGAGAUGUUUAUUUUUCUAUCAGAGCUGUAACAGCUAUGACAUAGCAUUAAGUUAAUGCAACAUUAUUGUACUUGCUCUCUAAAAAAAUAAAAAAGUAGUAUUUCA
Mauremys reevesii (Reeves's turtle) is the source of this 8690-nucleotide messenger RNA. It is a transcript of the gene ITGB8, whose product is annotated as integrin subunit beta 8. Gene Ontology annotation, biological process: cell migration; integrin-mediated signaling pathway; cell adhesion mediated by integrin. NCBI's taxonomy places the organism in Eukaryota, Metazoa, Chordata, Testudines, Geoemydidae. Gene Ontology annotation, cellular component: cell surface; integrin complex; focal adhesion. The transcript has 14 exons. Gene Ontology annotation, molecular function: integrin binding. The coding region runs from base 517 to 2820 and encodes 767 amino acids. The record is from RefSeq and is a predicted model, not a curated record.